Messenger RNA from Nelumbo nucifera (sacred lotus), 1430 nucleotides. RefSeq names its product INDH1(iron-sulfur protein required for NADH dehydrogenase) (gene INDH). Lineage: Eukaryota; Viridiplantae; Streptophyta; Magnoliopsida; Proteales; Nelumbonaceae. Gene Ontology annotation, biological process: mitochondrial respiratory chain complex I assembly; iron-sulfur cluster assembly. Gene Ontology annotation, molecular function: ATP binding; 4 iron, 4 sulfur cluster binding; ATP-dependent FeS chaperone activity. Gene Ontology annotation, cellular component: mitochondrion. The record is from RefSeq and is a predicted model, not a curated record.
UAGAUGUGGGUUGGAGAUCCAAGCUCAUCCUUGAGGUCAGAGCAUUCUUCUACGUGUCUAACGGCUCUUUGUAGGGAAGAUUCUAAUCCAACGGAAAAUAUGUAACUCUACAAAGGAUCCAAUGCUUCGGAAAGCAUGCAUUCUUUGUACAAUCGGCAUCGGCAUCCCAUGAACCCGAGCAGAUGGCGCCCUGGCCGACCUCUGUCUCUUAACGUUACCGAAACAGAACUCGUUUCUUGUCAUCGAACGUGAAGCAUUUUGGUAUCGUUGGAGGAACAGAGAUCGGAACUGAGUUUCUGACCCAUGGGUCUUCAUAGAAGAUUGAUGCCCAUAAGCCGGUUGUUGGGGUCCUACACUGUAAAUCAUACUAGAGUGGGAGCUGUCCGAGGGUUAGCUAAGUUGAAUGAGAAGAAGGUUGGUGCCAAAGCAAAUCUCCUUGAUGGGGUUAAGGAUAUUAUAGCCGUUGCUUCUGGUAAAGGUGGCGUUGGAAAGUCUACCACUGCAGUUAAUUUGGCUGUUUCCCUAGCUAAGACUUGUCAACUCAAGGUGGGUUUGCUAGACGCUGAUGUGUAUGGGCCAUCUAUUCCUACCAUGAUGAAGGUUCAUGCAAAGCCAGAAGUAAACGAAGAUAAAAAGAUGGUUCCGAUUGAAAACUAUGGAGUAAAGUGCAUGUCAAUUGGAUUUCUUGUGGACAAGGAUUCUCCAAUUGUAUGGAGGGGUCCUAUGGUAAUGAGUGCUCUUGAAAAAUUGACAAGGGGUGUUGAUUGGGGAAAGCUUGAUAUUCUUGUAGUGGAUAUGCCUCCUGGCACUGGUGACGCUCAGUUAUCUAUGUCACAGAGGCUGCAACUGUCAGGUGCUUUGAUUGUAUCAACUCCUCAAGAUGUUGCAUUGAUAGAUGCCCGUAGAGGAGCUAAUAUGUUUCGUAAAGUUCAAGUCCCUAUUUUAGGAUUGAUAGAAAACAUGAGUUGCUUCUGUUGUCCACAUUGUGGUAAGAAAUCAUAUAUUUUUGGGAGUGGAGGAGCACGUAGGACAGCUGAUGAGAUGGAUAUGGAAUUCCUUGGUGAGAUACCUCUGGAGGAGGAGAUCAGAAGAAGUUCAGAUGCAGGAGAUCCUAUAGUAAUAUCAUCACCUGAUUCCACGGUCUCCAGAGCAUAUAAUGAAGUGGCUCACAAAGUUGUAAAUAGACUUGAGGAGCUGGCAAGGAGUAGGGAAAAUGGUCCAAAGAUUUUGUUGUGAGUAUUUACACUAAUUUUUGAAGGUCGGUCCUUAACAUAGACUACUGAUGGUACUUGUUGAUUCCCUUUUUUCCUGUUGUAUUUCUUUGAUUUUCUUUGGGUACAGUUUAAGAUAUUUAUUUAUUCUCGAAAGUUUUUUCAGACUGUACAGUGAAUUGUACUUGUCAGAAAAGGUGGUGCUCUUCAUUGCAGGCA